Messenger RNA from Endocarpon pusillum Z07020, 1236 nucleotides. RefSeq lists its product as uncharacterized. The transcript has 3 exons. Bases 1 to 1236 code for a protein of 411 amino acids. Lineage: Eukaryota; Fungi; Ascomycota; Eurotiomycetes; Verrucariales; Verrucariaceae. The record is from RefSeq and is a predicted model, not a curated record.
AUGGAGGCGACCUUCAUGGACUUAUGUGUCACUCAGUUUGCAGCGGCGUCCAACAAGGCUGAUACAUUUCAUUCGGCUGCUGAAUGGGAAACCUGGCGUCCCCUCAUCACGCAGCUAUAUUUCACAGAAGACAAGACUCUUAAAAUGGUCCAAAAGAUCCUUGCUGAUGAUUACGGUUUUCAUGCCACCGAAAGGAUGUUUAAGCGACGAAUCCACAAAUGGAAGUUGGACAAGAACAACAAGGAGCAUGAGAUGAAGGCCGUCGUCCAUACUCUCGAGCAACGCAGACAGUAUGGCCGAAGCCCUCUUCUCGCUGUGCGGAAUUCGGAUCCCAGUGUACUCUCUUGUCAGUCUAGCACCUAUCAUGAUUCGCCUCCUCUGGUAGGAACAUCUCGCCUUACCACUACAUGCUCGGGGUUCAAAGUCACCCCAACGGCCUCUUCCCAAAGUCAACAACCUUCUUAUUAUCCCAGCAAUUUUCAGACUUUCUUCUAUCCAACUGACUGGAUUGAUGAUCCAUUGUCGUCAAAAAGUGAAGAAGUCACCGCCAACACAGUCAUUGAUGGCACGCGACAUUUCUAUUUUACGUGGGCUGAUAACAUUCGCUCAUUCAGAAACGUUAACUGCCUUUGCAAAGCGUCCUUUGUCUCGGACAUGUCGCGACACAUCAAGUUUGUACUGACCAAUCUACAAUGGCGAAAGUAUGGAGAAGCAUUCAAGUUCCUUAAUACCAUCCUCGAGGGUUUGCGGCGGUGGGCGAAGAUGCUGAAUCCAAUAGUACUCCUUCUUAUGCUCUGUUUCGUUAUGGAGCUAGACAAUGGCGAUAUGCAGCCUGUGGCACAACAAGUCUUGUCGUACCUUGCGAGUCUCUCGAACAUUGCGCAAGGACCAGGACAUCCGAUCCGGACGGUGUCACGCUCUCUCCUUCACAUGGCAGGCCCUGAGAGGUCACGGCUUGUUCGUGCCACGCUUUGCAAUAUUUACGGUUCGAUAGGACAAGACGGCAACGCUGAUUCCAUUCUUAUUGCAUGGGCGCAAUCAAUCGGAACACACAUCACGCAUCAUCUUGCCAACGGCAGGAGCAUCAGAAUCUCAAGCGUAGUUACCAGACACCACAGAAGUCAUGAUGCAGAUGACUUCAGCUGCUGCAUUCACGGCGCGCUUGGACCCAAAUUGACCGGUGCUGGAAGAGGAACAAGAUUUUGUGACCAGGCAUCAGUGAGAUCCAGCCGUUAA